This is a messenger RNA of Dictyostelium discoideum AX4, 633 nucleotides long. RefSeq lists its product as hypothetical. The coding region runs from base 1 to 633 and encodes 210 amino acids. The record is from RefSeq and is a predicted model, not a curated record. The transcript has 2 exons. Lineage: Eukaryota; Evosea; Eumycetozoa; Dictyosteliales; Dictyosteliaceae.
AUGUUUUAUUCAAAAAUCAUAGUUUUUUUUAUAAAUUUUUUAAAAUCAUUUUUACAAAAACAAAAAAUUUUAAAAACUGAAGAUCCUAUAGUUUUAAUUAUGUGGCCAAGAGGUAGUGAUGUACCAAAUAAUUAUAAAUUCUUUCUAGGUUGUUUUUUGAAUUAUUAUAAGACAGAGACAGACACAAAUACGGGUGAUCUCACCACAAAUUAUAAUCAUGCUUAUUUACGUCAUAGGCCAAAUCAAUUAGGAGAAAUAACAACUGAUUUAUUUUAUUAUAAUAGUUUUCAAACUUUUCAAUCAAUUUGUUCAUUUACCAGCAAUUAUUGUGAUAAUGAUGGCCAGGGUCAUUUACAACACAACGUCCGAUAUGGUAGAAUCAUUUUCUCAUAUAAAGUUUUUAGAAAUUUAAAUUCUAUAAGAGCAGGUGAAGAGUUUAAUACAAUUGAUGUCCUCUAUGAAAAUAAUAAUUUAAAUAGUAUAAAUAAUAAUAAUAAUAAUAAUAAUAAUAAUAAUAUUAAUAAUAUAAAUAAUUAUAAUAAUAACAAUAGUAACAAUAAUAACAAUAAUAAUAAUAAUAAUAAUAUUAAUAAUAAUAAUAACAGUAUAAAUAAUAUAAAUAAUAGUAUUUAA